AAAUAUAAAAAAAAAAUGGCCAGACAUUUUUCUACACUUAACCUAAUUGUUGCAAUUUACAGUUAAACGCAACAAUUUAAUGCAAUUAUCAGCGCUAACAAGUGUUGCGAGCUUUCAGCACCUCAAAAAUUCUACCACCGUUCACAAUUCAAUAAAAAGACAUGUCUGUAAUGAUUCUACAUUCAGUAUUUUUCAUCGUAUAACGGACUUGAGGAACAACGCAACAAAAUGCAGAACUAUAAGAAUUUACCGUUGUAUUCAAUAAAUGUGAAAAUCUUUUUGCAACUAGGACUCAUCGGCCCGUCCACCAGGGCAAAGCAAAUUCUCUUGGCUUUCGUGCCAGUAACCACAUAUUUGGGACAAAUCAUUAAUUUAUAUAAGACGUGGAGUGAUGACAUUGGUGAGACGGGCUUGAAUUUCUACAUGUUGGCGCUCGUAACACACUGCUUGGUUAGAUUCUUCAUGGUCGUGCGAAACAAUGAGAGAUUUGUGCGAUUUUUACAAUGCAUCGAUCUCUGGUAUAAGGAUAUUGAGCUAAACAGUGAUCCGGAAGUGGUCCGCAUGUUGCAAGACGUCACCACACACACUCAGAAGUUGACACGCAUCGGCUUCUACACUAUCCUCACUGGCGGUCUAUGCUCCUAUAUAUUUCCAUUUUUAUUCGAAGAACGCAAAUUUAUACUGGAUAUACAUUAUAUUUUCUUUGACGCCAAACAAACGCCAUUCUACGAAUUCUUCUUAGUUCUACAAAUAGUGGUGUUGGUGCCGGUAUUCAUUGUCAUUUAUCUGCCAUUUACGAAUAUUUUGUUAACGUCGCUUAAGUUUGGCGAGUUGAUUUUGAUGGAUAUGUGCACGAAGUUGAAAAACAUCAACAACCAGGAUGAGACGACACAACUGCGAGAGUUUAAGGAAUGCAUUUCGUAUCACGAAAAAAUCAUUACUUUCCGCGAUGAUCUCGAGUAUUUGGUUUCAAUAGAUGGAUUCUUUCAUGUAACUCUCUUCGGCUUAAUGCUUUGUAUGCUGCUUUUCUUCCUCUCAUUGGUAAAUGCUCUUAUAACCGUGAUAUAA
Bactrocera oleae (olive fruit fly) is the source of this 1068-nucleotide messenger RNA. NCBI's taxonomy places the organism in Eukaryota, Metazoa, Arthropoda, Insecta, Diptera, Tephritidae. The record is from RefSeq and is a predicted model, not a curated record.